Molecule: messenger RNA, 3401 nt
Organism: Haliotis rubra (blacklip abalone)
Lineage: Eukaryota; Metazoa; Mollusca; Gastropoda; Lepetellida; Haliotidae
Product: ataxin-3-like
Exons: 7
Coding region: 20-994 (324 amino acids)
Biological process (GO): protein deubiquitination
Cellular component (GO): nucleus
Molecular function (GO): cysteine-type deubiquitinase activity
Source: RefSeq, a predicted model, not a curated record
UAUUUUUUUGUUGACAGACAUGGAUGCUAUUUUUCACGAGAAGCAAGAGGGAUCUCUAUGUGCACAGCAUUGCCUCAAUGGCCUACUUCAAGGCCAGUACUUCUCCCCUGUUGAUCUGGCCCAGAUAGCCCAGAGCCUUGAUGAGAAGGAGAGAAGCUUCAUGGCAGAAGGGGGACUGCACUCCGUAGAGUAUCAGCAGUUCCUUGAGCAACCAUCCACCAAUUUUGAUGACAGUGGUUUCUUCUCUAUCCAAGUGAUCCAAGAGGCCUUAAGUGUAUGGGGACUGGACUUGGUACCCUAUAACAGUCAAGAUGGCAUUGCAAUACAAGCUCGCAGGGAGCCAAUCCAUGAACAAGCCUACAUAUGUAACUUCAAGCAACACUGGUUCAGUGUCCGGAAACUGGGUCACCAGUGGUUCAACCUCAACUCCCUCCUCACUGGGCCAGAACUCAUUUCCGACACAUACCUCUCUCUCUUUCUUACACAGCUGCAGCAAGAGGGCUAUGCAAUAUACAUCAUAGUAGGCAAACUACCCAACAGUGAAGCAGAUCAGCUCUUAAAAAUGAUUCCUGCAGUUCAGCCAAUCAAACCUACUCUUAUCAAUGAGGCAGCUGAAACAUCUGACCAAUCAGGUGAUGGGGACAUGGAACUGCAGCGUGCCAUUGAGGAGAGUCGCAGGCUAGUCGAGAAUGAUGACACGAUGUUACAAAAGGCUUUAAAGAUGAGCAUGUCAGGUUAUAUAGUGGAUGAUGAGGUAAGUGUAGGCCCAAGACUGUUGAGUGAACAACCUGGCACAAGUACUGCAGGUGCCCCCAAUCCCACUCAGGAAGAGUUAAGGCAGAAGAGGCUUGCAUUUCUCAGCAAGGUUGAUAAUACUCCGUCCACACCCAACCAGUCAGAAUCUACACCACCAGCUAAGGAAGAUGAACUGAGUGAAGAAGACAUGUUGAAGAGAGCAAUGGAGAUGUCAAUGCAGCAAGGAGAGCAGGCAUGAUGACAGCUGUUUGUAGUCAGCUGUGUUUCUUUAGUAGAAUGCAUCUGUGAUAGAUGGCAUACCAGUGUUUGGUGCCAUCAGCUGUUUGUAGACAGACAUGGCAUCUUAGAGAAACUCUGACGAUGGUGACUUUCUCUACUGACCAGAAAAUGCAACUUAACUCUUCAGGGAAUAAUUGCUUGAUACUUCUCAAGCCUAACCAACUUACAACUGUUAAGACUGCUGUAAGUUUGUAAGUGAUAUGUAAAGCCUUUAAGUGUGAGGGUACUGAUAAUCAAAAUUGUAAGCGGAAUGGUUUAAUUUGCAUAUUACAUAAUAACAUUUGCCCUUGUUAAACAAGACAAGGAAAACUUAAAUGAGUAAGAAAUAUAUGAGCAAUAGUCAAAUUAGUCAGCACACAAGUCUGUGAAUGACAUUUUAAAGAGAUCAGAUCGAAUACAGCAACUCCAUAUUGAGAAACUAUAUAUUUCCAUGGACAUUAUUUUGUAGGACUAGCUAGUUUGUAUCACUUUUGAGGGCUUGAAAUGUUGACUAGAAUGUUUUUGAUGUGGACACCCAGGACAAGAAUGAAACUGUCUCUUUGAACCUACUACUACUACUACUAUUAUUAUUAUCAGUUCCAUAGAAGUAUGAUAAAACAUAUAUCUAUUGCUGGUGUAGGUGUACUCAAAGAAAUCAGUGUUAAGUGUGAAAUAUUGGUAGAUUUUAUGUAAAACAUUGCUGGUAGUUACUAAUUUCUCAUAUUUGAACGACUGAAUAUGUGCAGCACCAGGUUGGUAGUUUGUUUAUUCACAGACUAAAUGUUAUCAUGCCAGCAUUUCAAGCACUGCAAAAUUGAUGCAUGUAACGCUCCGAUUGGAGGUGUGGAUAGGUGGGCGAGAUGGCUGUAAUAAGGAUGUUUGACUAAUCUGUUCAAACAUCAUUUAGAAGUUUGACAAUCAAGUUGUUUCUGAAGAUAAACCAAAUAUUGAUAAAUGUUCUACAUUACCUGAAAACAGGACACUUCCUAAGGAAAUUACCCCAAACACAUAGCGUGACACCACAGACAAUGUGGUGUUACGCUGUCAUCCUAUGAGGUUAUGUGAAUCAACUCUACCAUGUGUUUUACAGGUGUUAUUAUUUCACUUAAGUUGGUAUUUCACUGCCAUAUUUAGAAUGCAGCCUUGUUGCUGCAAGAUAAAGUACAAUAAUACCUGUCUGAAUUCAUAAAAGUUUUCUGUUGUUGAUGUAUGAAAAUUGCAAUUGGACUAGUAUUGUACAUAGUAAGAUUUUUCAACAAAAGAUAUCUAUUUUAGAAUAAUUUUAUAUUUGUUCACCAGAUAUUUUCCACCAGGCAGUUUCUAUUUUGUGAUUAUUAGAACAGGUAUGCAGUGUUCUUUAAGAGAGAGAUGGUUCCUCAAGGUUUGUUCCAAUAGUACUUGAAUAUAGGGACUCUCUACAUAUUUACCCUUAUGACAAGGGCCCUUGACUUCCACUAGGUUACUUUCCAAUACUGAAGCGCUAGUGUUGCAUGUAAUGGACCUGGGUUCAAGUCAAAUAUGUGAUUUACAUUAUUCAUAAUUUCUGUGAGUUGACAUAUGUCAUAAAAUGCUUUGGUGUGUUCAUUAUACAGUAAUCCUCACUUCAUCUAAACAUUUCUUUGACCACAAACUAUUUUGGGGUGGUCUGUUGUCUCAGUACUACUUCACUGAUCAUGGCUUCUUAGAAGCUAAUUUCAUAGUAUAGCUUUUUCAAAUUAUGAAGUUAGGUUUAUGAUCUACUGCAGCGGACAGUUUCUGUCUAUAGCAGUACUAGGACGAUUAAGUCUUAUAUUUGUGUUCAGAAAAGACAUUUCAAUUUUGGAUUUUAUUUCAAUUAAUACAAUUACCUCAAGUGUUUCUAAUCUUGGUUUACAGAAUAUUUCCACAAUUAAACACAUUGUAUUUAGCAGGGAGCUCUAAUAAAAGCAUUGAUGUACACAGAAUUAUCAACAAAUUGAAUGCAGAAAAGAACUGCUAGAAGUCCAUAGUUUACUUAUUUCUAAAACACUAAUAUGAGAAGUGCUGUUUCUCUUUAAAUUUCAAUUCCCCCCCAAUUUUGAAAACCUAGUUAGCUGGUAAGUAUACCAAGUUUUGAAAAUGAAUGUCAACAAUGGUAAACAUACUGUCGUAAGUGGGAUUCAGACUAUUUAACACUGUUGAUCAUAAACAAUUGAUAAAUUGAUUGUGUAUGUUUUCUACAUUAUUUAUGACUUCGACAUGCACAUCCUGUGUCAUCCUAUGUCAUGUUUUCAGAAUCUCCUGAUGAAAGGAAUAAAUGUGGAAAUUCCCAACUUUUGUUACUUUUAUAAACUAUGCAUCUUUCAUGUGCAAAUUUGUAAGUAAAUGUAAGUAUGUCUAGCUCAAUAAAAACAAAAGCACUAACUGCA